CUCAGCUUGGGCUCCUUGACCGGCCCAGUGUUGUAAAGUUCAUACUUUCGGCCGGCUGUGCACUGAACAACAAACGAAGACUCGGACUCAAAUGUGCACCCAAUAAGGUCAACCAAGACCAAGGUUCUGGUUAAAGCGAUAUUAAAAACGUAGUGUGUCAAAGAAGUCCUGGCACGCUUCUCUUCUCUGGAACUUUGCGCCUGGCCUAAUUAGCUAUAUUUCUGUUAUAUUCGCGUUUUAUUUAAAAAGGAAUUCUCUGUUAAUUCUGCUGUGUUAUGGAACUGGAUAAAAUGGAUGAAAAUGACUGGAAAUACCACGGAGAAGGGAACAAGAGCCUUGUUGUUUCUCAUGUUCAGCACUCUAGAGUCCUUCGCCUUUUGAAGUAUCCCUCUGAAGAUGCAGAAAAUGCACAUCAGACAACAGAACAGGCCUUCCAACACAUACGUAACAUAGUGGAUUAUAACAAAAAUGUCAUGAAGCCCUUGCUGGGGGAGAAAUAUGUGCACAGUGGAGAGGUGGUCAAACUGCCACUGGAGUUUGUUAGGCAGCUGUCCUUAAAGGUCCAGCAAGAGCGACCAGAAUUGCGGUGUGACAAAGUGAUGGACACUUUCAGUGGCUGUGGUCUGUGCCUUCCAAAUCUUACCCAGCUCUCACCAUGCCACUUUGGAGACCACAGACCACCUCUCUGUGUAGAAAUUAAGCCAAAAUGUGGUUUUCUGCCCUUUUCAAGAUAUGUAACCAAGGAAUGCAAGCGAAAGGUGUGCAGAUUUUGUAUGCAUCAGCAUUUUAAGUUGGCCAAUGGGAAGUGGAACAGACUAAGCAGGUAUUGUCCCUUGGAUCUCUUCUCAGGGAGCAAACAGAGAAUGUAUGUUGCGAUCAAACACUUAUUAGAAGAACCACAAAACAACUUAAAAAUAUUUAAGGGUGGGGAAUUGAUUUACAGCUGCAACGACGACGCCAAACAGCAGCCAGACUUAAAUGAGCUGGUCCAGCACUUGCGGCCUUACUUUCACCACUGCAUCAGCCUUUAUAAUGGCCACCAGUCUAGCAAGGCGAUCUUCAGCGAGCUCAUUCAGCUGAUCUGCAGUGCCCUGCUGAGCAGUGGGGACUCCAAGCGCUCAGUAGAGCCCAGAAAGGCUGAGAGCAGACAGUUCUGUGAGGCCAGCCCCCUCCACAGAGACCCACUGCGCAGCGUUACAGGCAGUCAUGGUUUGCCCAGGGACUGUGUCCUUUCAAAAAUCCUACAAGUUCAGAUGUUGGACAACCUGGACAUAGAUGGACUCUACCCACUGUACAAGAGAGUGGAACAGUAUCUGGAGGAGUUUCCUAAAGAGAGGAACAGACUACAAAUUGAUGGACCCUAUGACGAGAGUUUCCUGGAAAAGGUGAAAACUUACCCUUCUGAAGAUGAUGGAUCUAUAGAAUAUGCAGUUGGAAAGGUCCUCCAAUACAGAAUUGCAAUGACUGCCAAAGACUGCUCAGUUAUGAUCACAUUUGCACCUUGUGGACAAGAUGAAAAACUACAGCCGAAUUUGGUGAUUCAGCCUGCAAAGCACUGCUUCACCUACUCUGUCUCCAUCCUCGAUCUGGACCCCAAGCCAUCAGACAGUAUCCCACACCAGUACAAGCUGGACUCCAAAAUUGUCAACUACUACCUGCGGAGCACAAACACCUCACAGGACCGGCCUUCUUCCAACCUCUACAAAGAACACCAGGAAUGCAUGCUGCUCUUUCACCCUGUGUGAACCCCCCUUAUCUGUCUUCACUACUCCAGUGCUGCUUCUGCUGUGAACCAUGAAAAAUGCACAAACUGAAGAUUUAAACUUUUUCCCUUACACAUCAGCCCUUCUCCCUUUUUAAGAUGUGCCAUAUAUAUUUUUAAUGCUAACUUGGAUGGGCCUCUGGUAUCAACGGAUGUACCUGGCAUUGGCUCUCCUGUUCUUAGUCAGACAUUCUCUUCCUGUGGGGCCCCUUUACUUGGGCCUGCGCCCUGAAGCACAGUGCCUAGCUAAAGUAGUGAAAAAUCAGCAAGGAGACCUAGGGCAAAGUGGUAGUGGGCUAUCACGCAGCACACAGUGGUGUGGUAGAGGUGCCAAAGGUGGCUUGUGCUGAUGGUCUUCACAUCAACUUUAUUAUUAUUAUUAUCAUUAUUAUUAUUAUUAUUGAAUUUUUUUGUGCAAGGAAGAAUGAAAUUGUUUUCAGGAACUGAAAAGGGAGGUUCUCAAUAAGUUGCAAGUAUGGAGAUACUGAUGUCUGUUUAGAGACAAAUAAUAAAAUUAAUAGUAAACAUGAGAAAGGUGUAUACUUGAGGUGAAACAAGACUACUGCUCUAGUACACAUCUUUAGAUCUGUGACCACUGACGUUUUGCAGUUUGAUUCACAAACAGCAGUAAUGAUGGCAAGCUGAAUGCAUUUUCACACCUGAAUACUGUUGAUACCUUUACUUUUCUUUAAAUAUUUGCAUCUGAGCUAACUUCUCAGAAAGAAAGUAAUGAAUCAAUGUAAGUCUAGUUUGUAAAAAGUAGUUUGUUGGCGGUAUUUAAAGUGUUUGGUUUGUUCCCCCAGUCUAUGCCAUGCUGCCAUGUUUGUCAGGGGUUCAAAGGGUUUCAGUUCUGAAAAAAAUCCAGCUAGUCUAAGGACACUGGAAUGACCCAGCCCUGUAGUUGACUCAAAACUUAAACUUUAAUUUCUUAAGUGGUAUUUGGUUAACUGAAAACAGCUAUACCAUAUUUAUGCAGAGACUUACACUGGACCAAAGUUGUUUACCAAACUAUUUUUUUUUUACCAGUUUGCACAUACAGUGUAAUGCACUGGGAUGGCAGUUUUGGUAGUUUACAGACCGGCAAAACUUUAAAUGACCUGCUUUUGGUUUUAUUACAAUUGGUUUGUAAAGGUGCCUGUUACCCUUUGCUAAUACCUGUGUAUUGGCCUAAUUGAUUGAAAUACACUUCAUUAUAUUCACAAACUUUAAUUUUUUGUUACAUUUUGUUUUGUUUAAUUUUCAACUGACAUUAGGCAUGCAGACUAAAGUGCUAGACCUAGGGUCAAAGACUGGUCAAAUCAUUUUUGCAGAUUGACCAGUGACAAAACAUCAGCACUUCCUUAGUCUAUGUUGAUUGUAUAUCUUUGAAGUUUGAGUUAAAUUUACCUCCUUUAUCUUGCCACACAUCAUCCUUUACAAAUCUGUAUGGUCUCAUGAACCUGUAUGUCUUGUGUCUUGUCAGUUCUUGGGGCCUUAUGGUUUCAGUUGUCAAAACUUCAGAGUAUAACAGACAGCCUUUAAUAUGUCAACACUUUUAUUGUUCCUCCUUGUGUACAUCUGUGUCUCUUUACUGCGAGACAUACUGAUUUUAGUCAAAGAAUGUUGUCCUUACAAAAGUAUAAAAAAUACUGAAACAGCUUCAUCCAGUUUAAGGAGAAACCAGUACAAGACCCAAAUGACUAACUCAAUGCAAGAUACAAAUCCAUUUGUGCCAGAGUGAAGGUUUUCAUUCAAAAUAAAACAUAAAUCUUUGUACUAACUUGAAAUGUUGUUAAAUAUGACACCCACUACAAGGAUUUGUAUUUGCUAAACUGCUGAACCUAAGUAGGAGUGAAUAUUAAUGUCUAAAGAAAUCACAAUCACUGUGAUGCAGCUGAAGUAAGGACUAAAAUGUUAAACUUUCAAAAUACAAAGUGGAUUUUGCUGUCACAUUUUGUAUUUAAAUUAUUUAUUUUUCUAGAUAUGGUCUAAUGAUGUAUAUUUACAUACAAUAGGUGUUUGUGUGUGUGUGUGUGUGUGUGUGUGUGUGUAUAUAUAUCACAUACAUACAUAUACGUGAUGGAAUGUGUACAGAUGGGAUUAAUACAUUUCCUAAUGGGUCACUCUACAGUGGUGGUAAUACUGAAUAAAAUUAUUUUUAAAAGG
Molecule: messenger RNA, 3907 nt
Organism: Electrophorus electricus (electric eel)
Lineage: Eukaryota; Metazoa; Chordata; Actinopteri; Gymnotiformes; Gymnotidae
Gene: ippk
Product: inositol 1,3,4,5,6-pentakisphosphate 2-kinase
Biological process (GO): inositol phosphate biosynthetic process
Cellular component (GO): nucleus
Molecular function (GO): ATP binding; inositol-1,3,4,5,6-pentakisphosphate 2-kinase activity
Source: RefSeq, a predicted model, not a curated record